GAAACAUCCAUCGGAGAUUGAAAGCUAUAUCGCUUUUUUGCUACAGGCCAAAUCUUUCGUCCAUCGCCAUCUCCCUCUUAUCCAGUUCAUAGAUUUUUUGUUUUCUCCUCUUAUUCUGUCAUCAUGUCUGACGAUGAGCAACACAACCAGCAGUUCGAGCAGGCUAGCGCAGGUGCCUCGCUCACUUUCCCUAUGCAAUGUUCUGCGCUCCGCAAAAACGGUCACGUUGUCAUAAAAGGUCGUCCCUGCAAGAUCGUUGAGAUGUCCACCUCUAAGACCGGGAAACACGGUCACGCGAAGGUCCAUCUCGUCGGUGUCGACAUCUUCACUGACAAAAAGAUGGAAGAUAUUUCCCCUUCCACCCACAACAUGGACGUUCCCAACGUGAACCGUACUGAGUACCAGCUCCUCGGUGUCGACGACGGCUUCCUCAAUCUCAUGAACACUGACGGAGGUACUAAGGAUGAUGUCAAGCUUCCUGAAAGCAAGCUUGGUGAGGAGAUCUUAGCUGGCUUCGAAGUCGCAGACACCGUUAUGGUAACAGUCACCGCUGCGAUGGGUGAGGAGCAAGUUACAUCUUUCAAGGUCUCCAAUCAGUAAACGUAUGUCUUUGCUUUGGCCAUAUCCUCUGUUCGCGAUUUUCACACAGCUUGUUAUCAAGGUCUUUCACUUCUGAUUGUCGCACACGUCCUGUCAUUUUUCUGUCACGUCAGCUAUUCUUACUUUCAGUCAAUAUCUGCGCAUGUACUUUCAUCAAGGCAUUGUACUGAAUGUACAUCAGUAUGACUAGGUUCCGAUGUUGGAAUAAAGAAUUAUGUAUUUCAUGUUGUAGACAGGAGGCAUUUAUGGAGGAGAUCGCAGCAAACCACGUCCAGAUAGUAAGAAUUAGUACCCUUGCACCCUUGCAUGCUCCGGUCGCCCACAAUAGUUCUUUCCCCUUACUAAUACUAUCGCCAACACGGCAGUCCAGCAUUCUAUCUGCUGUGCAUGAGACGUGCAACUUGACCUGGCGUGAGGCAGACGUGACUGGCACCCUAGUCGGCAUCCGUAGUUUUCAGCAAGCAA
Molecule: messenger RNA, 1065 nt
Organism: Suillus plorans
Lineage: Eukaryota; Fungi; Basidiomycota; Agaricomycetes; Boletales; Suillaceae
Product: initiation factor 5a
Exons: 7
Coding region: 124-600 (158 amino acids)
Biological process (GO): positive regulation of translational elongation; positive regulation of translational termination
Molecular function (GO): translation elongation factor activity; RNA binding; ribosome binding
Source: RefSeq, a predicted model, not a curated record